Messenger RNA from Ictalurus punctatus (channel catfish), 1895 nucleotides. It is a transcript of the gene cldn15lb, whose product is annotated as claudin 15-like b. Gene Ontology annotation, cellular component: bicellular tight junction; plasma membrane. The coding region runs from base 699 to 1364 and encodes 221 amino acids. Gene Ontology annotation, molecular function: structural molecule activity. The record is from RefSeq and is a predicted model, not a curated record. NCBI's taxonomy places the organism in Eukaryota, Metazoa, Chordata, Actinopteri, Siluriformes, Ictaluridae. The transcript is spliced from 5 exons. Gene Ontology annotation, biological process: bicellular tight junction assembly; cell adhesion.
AACACCAGUGACACUCAGAGACACACCCAUCUGUCCCACUCAUACAGACCAAUAUGUCCUACUGAGGGGAGAAAAAAACGGUUUCAGACAGGCUGUCCUUAAAUGUUGUGGUGACAUCAUACUCUGUGAUCAAGUUUGUUAUUGGCUGACCAACAAACCUAAGCUCUACCCUCAGGAACGUGUGUCACUCUUCCGAAUCAUGUGAUCACACUGAUAAGGCAAACCAUAAACCUUUAGAGGAGACACGCUUAAUCGAAACCUAGAUUCAUCAUCAUCAUUUUCUGCCCGUUUGUUGUCAUGGCAACCGUGGGAUAGUCUCAGGUUUAUGACUUUAUGGCCCUUCCGAGUAAAGUCCUCUUAACACCCUGUCUCACACACACACACACACACACACUCCCAGAGAGGAGGCCGUCGGACUGGGAUUUACUCUAAAUACGUUUUCAUGCUAUAGAUUUAGUGUGUUGUUCUCUAGGACAGUGUGUGUUAGCUGUUUGUAUCUGUUAGCGUUUACUUUAGGUGUGUGUAUGUGUGUGUGUGUGUGAGAGAGAGUGUGUGUUAGCUCUCUUGUAGCACUAACCUUUAGAUUUAUUUGUACUCGUUAACACAAAAGGCCAGUUAGUGCACUGUGCCGCAGUGUGUAUUAGUGAGUAUAGCAGUUUUGCCGAAGUGUGUGUGUGCGUGUGUGUGUGUGCGCGAUCAUGUCGAUGGCGAUGGAGUUACUGGGCUUCUUGUUGUGUGUGGGUGGGUGGCUGCUGAGCGCCGUGAGUUUAGCGAAUAACUACUGGCGCGUGUCGUCGUACGCGGGCAGCGUGAUCAUGAGCACACAGCAGUACGAGAACCUGUGGCAGGCGUGUGUGAAGGCCAGUACAGGAAUCAGUAACUGCAGACGCUUCGAGUCCAUGCUCGCACUGGAUGCCCAUGUGCAGGCAUGCCGUGCUCUGAUGAUCAUAGCCCUGCUGCUUGGACUCGCCUCGAUCCUCCUCUCUGUCCUGGGGCUGAAGUGCACCAAACUGGGCGGCAUGAAGGAGACGAGUAAAGGACGACUCACACUCACCGCUGGAUUGAUGUUCAUACUGUCUGGCUUGUGUGUGCUGACGGCUGUGUCGUGGUACGCGUCGCGCAUCGUUCAGGAGUUCAACGACCCCUUUUACGUGGGAACAAAAUCUGAGCUGGGAACUGGUCUGUAUUUGGGUUGGGCCGCGGCGGUGUGUGUGAUUAUGGGAGGAGCCAUGCUGUGUGGAUCGUUCAAGAGAGCAAGAUCACCAAAACCCACAGAUGGUUACAGGUACAAGUCGUCAGCCAAUCAGCAGAUCUAUAAAACAGGCACUCACUUGGAGAGCAGCACCUCCAGAGCGUACGUCUGAGCCCAGAACCCUCUACACACACUGGAAAUGAAAAUUGUUUAUAAAAAUGUUUCUGGCACAUAGCAUGUGUGAGUGUGUGUGUUGUUUGUGGUGUUAAACAUGAUGUCUUUGUGUUGUUAUUGUGAAUAAAUGUUUCCGAAAUUGCAGGCUUUUGCCUUUAUGAAUUAAGAUGUUUUUGUUUUGUGUUGUUGUUGUUUGGGGUUUUUGUUUGUUUGUUGGGGGGGGGGGGGGGGGGGGGGUUGUUACAUUUUUUAGUAAAUAACAACAAUAGAUUCUAUUUAUAUAACUUCCGUUUUGGAUAAGUAGAGUAAUUGAUCAGUACUUGUUUUCUGUAUGUGGGGUUGGAUAAUAUUUUGGCAUGUUAAUGAGGAAUAAAUUAAAAAUUGUGAAUAUUUCUUUUCUGAUGUUUGAUGUGAAUAAAUCAGAACGGAUAUACUUGCGCCAUCUAGUGUCCUUUUAUUUAAACUGUGGUAGUAAUAAAUGUAACUGAAGGUUUCAUCAUUUAAAUAAAUCCUUUACGUUUUAUAUGCU